This is a messenger RNA of Formica exsecta, 962 nucleotides long. Its product is annotated as astacin-like. Lineage: Eukaryota; Metazoa; Arthropoda; Insecta; Hymenoptera; Formicidae. The transcript is spliced from 6 exons. Gene Ontology annotation, molecular function: metalloendopeptidase activity; zinc ion binding. Gene Ontology annotation, biological process: proteolysis. The record is from RefSeq and is a predicted model, not a curated record. The coding region runs from base 13 to 924 and encodes 303 amino acids.
AAAGAAAUAAUUAUGAAAAUUAAGUUGCUAAUAUGCAUAUAUUUAUUUUGCACAACGAUUACAAUCGCAUUACCAAUAAAUAAAACUUCUGUCAACGCGAUACACCCUAUCGUACCUAAUAUAGUUAGAACAUCGAACCAAGAUAAUUUAUUACGUCUUUACGAGUCAUCGCAAGAUCCGGAAGUCCGUCCCGGUUUGUUUGAGGGAGAUAUAGCCGUGACUAGUGAGUAUUUCAAUUAUUGGCGUGUUGGUUUACGUUGGGAUGUUUUCCCGGAUAAACUGUGGCAAAAUAGAACUGUUCCUUAUGUAAUUAGCACUCUAUAUGAUCCUGUGGAUUAUAUGAAAAUAUAUAAAGCAAUUUCAUAUAUGAAUUAUAUGACAUGCAUCAAAUUUAUUCCAUGGGAUGGUAAAGUCAAGGAUUUCUUGCUGAUUUGGCCAAUAAUGUAUCCUAAAGGAUGCUGGUCAUUUGUGGGCAAAUUCGGUGGAGCUCAGAUCCUUUCCUUGGAACCACCAGACGAGAAAGGACCCAAUUGCUUGGAAAACGAGGGAAGAGCAAUACACGAGUUGAUGCACGCUCUCGGUAUCUUCCACGAGCACAGUCGUGCCGAUAGAGACAUGUAUAUAAAUAUACAUUAUGAAAAUAUUAUACCUGGAUUUCGAUCAAACUUCAACAAGCAAUCGCCGGAGAACGCGACAUAUAGCUACGAGUAUGGAUACGAUAGCAUAAUGCAUUAUGGUAACUACUUUUUUAGCAUAGAUCCUAUGAAACCGACUCUGACACCGAAAACGCCUGGUGUUAUGAUCGGUCAACGAAAAGCGAUGAGUAAAACCGAUUGUCUGAAGCUGAACAAUCUUUACGGAUGUUUGGCCAAACCGGAGGAAGCGCGAAUAUAUCACAGUAUCUGCAAAAUAUUGGGAUUGUAAGCUAUGUUGUUGAUAAGUGAAUUUCUUGAGGUUAACAU